AUGGCCGUCUCGCCGGCCCAACAUUUUUUCCUUUCCAUCAUCAUCGUAUCAAUAAUUUUGGUCAAUACUGUCGCUGCAUUAAAUCUCAGCAAAUUAUACGGACAUCUUAGUGUUAAAAGAAACGGGGAUGAAAUGUGUCGAGCAUACGAACCAUUUCGAUGUCCAGGUAAUGGUGCCUGCAUAUCAAUUCAAUACCUGUGCGAUGGGGCUCCAGAUUGCGAAGACGGUUACGACGAAGAUUCUAAAUUAUGCACAGCCGCAAAACGACCACCGGUGGAAGAAACUGCGAGUUUUUUGCAAUCACUUUUGGCAAGUCACGGACCAAAUUAUUUAGAAAAAUUAUUUGGAACAAAAGCGAGAGAAGCUUUGUCACCUGUCGGAGGAGUCAAACCCGUCGCAAUCGCUUUAUCAGAAUCUCAAACGAUUGAAGAUUUCGGUGCUGCUUUGCAUUUGAUGAGAUCCGAUCUGGAACAUCUUCGUAGCGUUUUCAUGGCCGUCGAAAAUGGAGAUUUGGGAAUGUUGAAAAGUUUGGGAAUAAAAGAUUCCGAAUUGGGAGACGUUAAAUUUUUCCUUGAGAAAUUAGUCAACACCGGAUUUUUAGAUUAA
Pediculus humanus corporis (human body louse) is the source of this 606-nucleotide messenger RNA. RefSeq lists its product as uncharacterized. NCBI's taxonomy places the organism in Eukaryota, Metazoa, Arthropoda, Insecta, Psocodea, Pediculidae. Gene Ontology annotation, molecular function: protein binding. The record is from RefSeq and is a predicted model, not a curated record. The coding region runs from base 1 to 606 and encodes 201 amino acids. The transcript has 4 exons.